GCGACCGUGAAGUGUCAUGUCGUCUCCGGCAGUUCUUGGCUGACUUUUACCUUUUCCCCUCUCUCUGUGUGUGAAGUGGAGCCGGGGCGCAGCGCGGAGAGGAGAGCAGACCUCUUUAUUCCUGAGUGACUGACUGGACAGACUGGGACAGACGGACAGAGAGCGCCCAGUCACAACUGCCUCUCUUCUGUUUGAAAUCACUUUGAGGUAACAGCGGCAGAGAUGACACGGGGCUGCUUGUGGACGACUGGACUGGUUCUUCUCGCUGUUUGUGUGAAGGUUGCUGUUUGGGCCAACAAUGGUGACGCAGUGUUCAUCAGGGAAUUCACUCUGAUUCGACGAGACCACCUUGCAGAAGAGCCUCUCCAAGAUAGCAGCCAGAAACCAGAAGACCCUAGCUCACGGACGGCCCGAUCAGAAGAGGACAGAGACACUCUGUGGGAUGCUUGGGGCUCGUGGAGUGAAUGCUCCAGAACCUGUGGAGGAGGCGCUUCAUACUCCCUCAGACGAUGCCUCAGUUCCAAGACCUGUGAAGGGCAGAAUAUCAAAUAUCGCACAUGCAGUAAUGUGGAAUGCCCUCCAGAUGCCGGUGAUUUCCGUGCCCAGCAGUGUUCAGCUCAUGCAGACGUGCGAUACCAGGGUCAGUACCAUGAGUGGCUGCCAGUGUACAACGACCCAGACAACCCCUGCGCUCUCAAGUGCAAAGCCAAGGGCUCGGGCCUCGUGGUGGAGCUGGCGCCCAAGGUGCUGGAUGGGACACGCUGUUACACAGAGUCCUUGGACAUGUGUAUCAGUGGAGUCUGCCAGAUUGUAGGUUGUGAUCAUGACUUGGGGAGCACAGCAAAGGAGGACAACUGUGGUGUCUGCAAUGGAGACGGCUCUUCCUGCAGACUGGUGCGAGGACACUACAAAACCCAGCAUGCUUCAGGAAAAACCGAAGACACAGUCGUCGCCGUCCCCUAUAAGAGUCGUCAUGUGCGUCUAGUCCUGAAAGGCCCGGAUCACUUGUUCGUAGAGAGCAAGACUCUUCAAGGGGCAAUAGAUGAGCUCGUCUUCGAUCAAUCCGGGCAGUACCACCUGGAGAACACCACCCUGGACUACCAGAAACUUUCGGAUAAGGAGGUCCUGAGAAUCACUGGCCCGCUCGGAGCCGACUUCACAGUCAAAGUGCAGUUUGCCAGCGGAGCAGACAGUGUGGUCCAGUACAUCUACUACCAGCCCAUCAUCCACCGCUGGAGGGAGACAGACUUCUUCCCUUGCUCCGUCACGUGUGGUGGAGGGUACCAGCUAACCUCAGCAGAGUGCUUUGACCUUCGGAGCGGCCGAGUGGUCGUGGAUCAGUAUUGCCAUUAUUACCCAGAGAACAUCAAACCCAAACCAAAACUCCAGGAGUGCAACAUGGAGCCCUGCCUGGCCAGUGACGGCUACAAGCAAAUCAUGCCAUAUGACCUCUACCACCCCCUGCCUCGAUGGGAGAGCAGUCCCUGGACCGCCUGCUCCACGUCCUGUGGUGGAGGCAUCCAGAGUCGCUCAGUUUCCUGUGUGGAGGAAGACAUGCAGGGUGUCAUCACUUCCACUGAGGAAUGGAAGUGUCUCUACUCCCCCAAGACGCCCAUACUGCAGCCCUGUAACACAUUCGACUGCCCCACCUGGCUGGCACAGGAGUGGUCACCCUGCACUGUGACCUGUGGUCAGGGUCUGCGCUACAGAGUGGUGUUGUGUAUCGAUCACAGAGGACUUCAUGCUGGAGGUUGUAACCCGACCACCAAGCCCCACAUCAAGGAGGAGUGUCUGGUGACUGUGCCCUGUUAUAAGUCCAUAGAUACGCUUCCUGUUGAGGCAAAACCUGUGUGGCACAAGCAGGCUAUAGAGCUGGAGGAGGAGAUCAGCGUCACUGAGGAACCAACCUUCAUCCCUGGCCCCUGGCAGCCCUGCAGCAGGACAUGUGGCGCCGGGACCCAGCGACGGGCUGUCAAGUGCCAGGUCUUGCUGUCUUUCUCUCAGAGUGUUGCUGAUCUGCCAGAUGACGAGUGUGAGGGAGUGAAACCUGCUCCGAGUCAGCCUUGCUACCGUACUCCCUGCUCUGGUGUUUUGGGCCAAGGAAAAGAAAAAAGUGAAAAGAAAGGAGAGGAAGAGGAGGAGGAGGAGGAGGGGGAGACACCUGAAAGAGAGGAACUGCACGACUGGGAGUAUGAGGGCUUUACAGAGUGCUCAGAGAGUUGUGGGGGAGGUGUGCAGGAGGCUGUGGUCAUCUGCCUGAACAAGCAGACCAGGGAAGCAGCAGACCAGGGCCUGUGUGUGAGCUCUCGUCGGCCCCCGCAACUCCUGCAGGACUGCAAAACUCAGCCCUGCCCACCCAGGUGGGAAACAGGGGAGUGGAGUUCAUGCUCUGCUACCUGUGGGGUUGGUCUGAUGACCCGCACUGUGGCAUGCACUCACCGGCCCACUCGGGACAGCAACCGGACUGAGGUUGUGAGGAAUGAAGAAUGUCAGAUCCCCAAACCCAGCCCUGUCCAAGCCUGCAACCGCUUUGACUGCCCUCCUAUGUGGGACACGCGUGACUGGGGACAGUGCUCCCAAAGCUGUGGUGGUGGAUUUCAAAGGAGGCAGGUCCUGUGCAAACAGCGGUUGGCAGAUGGAAGCAUCCUGGAGCUGCCUGACACAUUUUGCCCUUCCAAGAGCCCCACAAACCAGCAGCCCUGUGCCAAGCAAGAGUGCCCACCUCAAUGGGUCACAACUGAGUGGUCCCAGUGUUCAGUGACCUGUGGGAAUGGAAUUCAGAGACUACAGGCAGUCUGCAGAAAACAAGGGGAUGAUAGGGCCGUAGACCCUGAGAACUGUUCCCUGACGGCCCGGCCCACCAAAAUCCGGCCAUGCUCCCUUAGACUCUGUGACAACUCUGUCAAGCCUGAUCCCACCAUACUGGCCCAGAGGAAGGUGUAUAUCCAGUUGAGGAAAGGCAAAAAGUUACAGUUGGUAGUGGGUGGCUAUGCCUACCUGCUCCCCUGGACGACUGUGGUCCUUCGCUGCCCAACCCGACACUUCCGCAAGGGCCACAUCCGAUGGUUGAAGGAAGGAAAGCCCUUGGUCGGCCUCCCACACCUCUCCAUAACAUCACUGGGAUACGUGAAGAUUCAGCAGGUUCGUGCAUCUGACGCUGGGAUAUACACAUGCGUCGCAGGUCAGGUACAAGAACACUUUGUCCUACAGAUCAUUGGCAGCAAGCAGAAGCUCUCUGUUCCCGAGUCAUGGCUCCUCGCAGGUGGACAACAAAAGGUUGGGCAGCCAGAUGUGACUUCAGCAGGAGAAAGAUUUCAAGAGCUACCCACCUCCCUCAACCAGUAUGACAACAUUGUUGAGCAUUUGCUUGAACUCAAAGGUUCUCUCCAAGAUGUAAAAGACACUGCUGAUAAAACACACUCCAGUGAAAAGAACAGGUCGACCCUGGAGGAUGAGAGAGCAAGCUCGGAGCUUUCAAGCAUGCUUGUACUCAUCGCCGAUACCCACAGGCUAAAUGAGCUCAUGCACAACCUCUCUGAAGGCGUCGGAGGACCAUGGGGGGAACAACUUAUUGCACAGUUGCUCAGUGAGCUCACUAUAACACAAGGUGAAACUAAUGAGUCCACUCUUCAUCCCCCGGAAAGUGCAGAAUCCUCCACGCAAGGACCCCUCCUUUAUAAACCCAACAUCAAAGCCCACGCGUCCAGGCCAAGAAGCCCGGUGAUAAUCCAGCGGUCUAGGAAGGUCGGAGUGGUGCCGUCAUCUGAAAUGAUAGUUCAUGUGGGAGUGCCAGUGUUGCUGCAGAAACCCAUUGCUAGUUUGGAGCUGAGGUGUGAGGCACUGGGGAACCCUGAACCGUCCCUUUCAUGGACAAAGAAUGGGAAAGAGUUGCACUAUAACAGCAGAGUAGGCCUGUUGUCCACCGGCUCACUGAGGAUUCAGUCUCCAAGCAGGGUGGAUGAGGGUCUGUACACCUGCACCGCAAGGAACCGUCUUGGAUCCACAUAUCUUUCGUCUUGGCUGCAGAUUACGAGUGGCAAAGGAAGAAACUGUAUCCAUGGUAAUGCUAUGGGACCAAAUGGCCCUGUUUGCUCUGAGAGGAAUAACAGCAGCCAGUCAGCUGAGCUGUGCCAUGGACAAGUCUGCCCCCUCAGGUGGCGAGUGGAUGCUUGGUCACUGUGUUCAGCCAAUUGUGGAGGUGGCUCCCAGACCAGAAGUGUGCGCUGCAUGAAGGGUCCUGAGGGCAGAUCAAAAGAGGUGGAGAGCCAGCACUGUUUUGGCACAGGGAGGAGACCCUCUGACACCAGGCUAUGCAACCUGCUGCCCUGUGCCAGAUGGACCACUUCCCACUGGGGAGCAUGUAAUGGUCAAUGCAAGGGACCCAGUUUGGCGACACAGCACCGGCAUGUUUACUGCCAAGACACAAACGCUACCAAAGUCCCCUACAGGAUGUGCAGUGGACUCCAGAGGCCCAGCUCUGUGAAGAAUUGUUCCACAGAAGCCUGUGCCCUUCACUGGCAUGUUGGGCCGUGGACGCAAUGCACUGCCACCUGUGGAAGGCACGGUUUCCAGUCACGCCAGGUGACCUGUGCGCACCGACGAACUGGAAAAGCGACUCGUGAACAUCACUGCAUGUGGAGGCCUCGACCUCCCAGCUGGCAGAGGUGCAAUAUUUUGUCCUGUGGCAGAGCAGGAGAGUGUCGAGACAGCACAAGGUACUGCGAGAAGGUUCGACAGCUGGAGCUUUGUCCGCUGCCUCAGUUUAAGAGCCGCUGCUGUCAUUCCUGCCGAAACACCUGAAGCAGAGACGAAAGACACAAGCCGUGGAUGACCUGGGUAGGUCAGGGGAGAUGCUCAGACAGCCAACAGAGACUUGAAACCUCUAUGCCCCCAUCCUCACACCCACAACUGUCUUCAGUGAUCAACAGUCUCGGAUGGGGAUUCCUGAAUGUGGAGGAAUGUUUGGAUGGUCAUACCCAGAGUGGUUGUGAUGGAAUUUCCUCAAAGAUAUCAUGUGUGGGUUUGAAUUUAAAAGUUUAAGAGUGGUGACAUGUCUGUUAAUGAAGGCUUCAGUUUUAGUUCUUUAAAAAAAUAUAAUGGUCAAGAAGCGUUCCUAAUUAUGCAAACAUAACUACGACAUAUUUCCAUUGUGAGUUAAUAGAAACGUGUGGUGACUGCAUGGUUCCUUAAAGGGAAACAAACAACCGGCCCGCAUUAAUGAUGCAACACCAUGUUCUGUUAUAGCAUCAUCUCCAAAAUAGGGUGCAUAUUAUUAUGCAAUUAAGCUUACAAUUCACACAUAUGUAAUUAUUUAAAUUGAUUGACCUGAUACCCAGGGAUUCUGGGUAGACCCCUGAGCUUGUAAUAACCACUGGAUAGUUGUGUGUUUGACUUUAUUACAAUGGUCUUCAAAACAGUGUUGAGAAAUAGUUUUAAUAAUACAUGAGCUUUUAUUAUAGAGGUAUGGGUAAACUCUUGUUUAAACACAGCAUAACACUGCAUAUCAAUGGCUAACCUGGCUAAAAGCCUAAUAUUUGAUAUACAGUACAUUUCAGCCACAUGUGAAAUAGAUCAUGAUAUGUGCUAUCAUUUUGGGUAAUUUAACAUGUGUGGAACAAAACGAUUGGUCGAAUCAACUGCCUUUUGGUAGAAUAAAAAGUAGGACAUGAUAAUGAUUUAUCUUGCAUGGGUUGCACUAUGGAGGUGUAUGACUGAAGCAAGUCAAUUUUGGGGGGGGAAACAACACUUAUUUUGCACUAAA
This is a messenger RNA of Centropristis striata (black sea bass), 5761 nucleotides long. RefSeq names its product ADAMTS-like protein 1. Gene Ontology annotation, biological process: extracellular matrix organization. Gene Ontology annotation, molecular function: metalloendopeptidase activity. NCBI's taxonomy places the organism in Eukaryota, Metazoa, Chordata, Actinopteri, Perciformes, Serranidae. Gene Ontology annotation, cellular component: extracellular matrix. The record is from RefSeq and is a predicted model, not a curated record. Bases 223 to 4800 code for a protein of 1525 amino acids. The transcript is spliced from 26 exons.